Molecule: messenger RNA, 314 nt
Organism: Scutellospora calospora
Lineage: Eukaryota; Fungi; Glomeromycota; Glomeromycetes; Diversisporales; Gigasporaceae
Source: the annotation of a GenBank genome assembly
UGUAUUUACAACUUUAUAGUUAUGAGAACUCAAGUUUAGGAUGGAAUCCAUCAAAUAAAUUGAAAGAAUUAAGUGAAGCCGGUGCACGAUAUCUUAUUGCUAGACGAGUUUACACAAUUAAUAAUAAUGUUAUUAUUGGAAAUCCAAUUGGAUUUAUUAUGUUUCAAUUUACUUUCGAAGAAACCAUGGCAGACGAUGAUCGGAAAAUAGAAACAAUAUAUUGGUAUGAAAUAGACGAAAUUUCUCCCAGUCGAUGUGUGGAACCAGAAUAUAUCGACGACUAUGAUUAUGAGAUAUUAAGCAAACGCUUGUGA